AUGACUAGACUGAGAAUCAUCAUCUGCGGUGCAGGCAUUGCUGGCAACGCCCUCGCCUUCUGGUUUUCAAAACACCAUGAUGUUACAAUCAUUGAAAAGCACCCCGACUUGAGAUCUACCGGUCUGCAGAUUGAUAUUCGCGGGCAUGGAAUUGAGGUUCUAAAGAGGAUGGGCCUUGAAACCACUUUCCGUGUCGUAUCAGUCAAAGAGGAAGGACUGGAGUUCGUCAACAAUUCUGGCAGAGUCGUGGCGUACUUUCCCGCAAACACAUCCGGUGAAGGGCUUCAGAGUUUUACAACUGACUACGAGAUCAUGAGAGGUGAUCUUAUCAAGCUUCUUUACGAGAACAUCAAGGAUCGUGUACGAUUCGUAUAUGGGACAACUGUGGAGAGUUACGAACAACUGGGCGAUUCCGUUGAAGUUCGGCUGGCAAAUGGGGAGAAGGACCGAUAUGACCUUGUCGUCGGCGCCGACGGGCAGUGGUCCCGUACUCGUAAGCUGAUGCUAGGACCUGAAGCUAAAGACCCCAUUCAACUCAUCGGGGUCUACGCUGGUUACUUCACCAUGCCUCGCCAUAUCAAGGAUGGAGAGAAAUACAACGGAACUGCCUACAUCGCUCCGGGUAAGCGGCUCUUAUUCAGUCGAAGACACAAUGCAGACCGAGUCCAGGUAUACCUUGUGGGUCUGAAUGAUUCCGAACGAGUCUUGUCUGCACGUCCAGACGGUGUAGAGCAGGAAAAGGCCGUUUUGUCAGAGUUGUUUCGUGACGCUGGGUGGCGCUCAGAAGAGCUGACCACCGAGCUAAAGGAAUCAGACGACUUCUAUUGUGAGCACAUGGGUGUUGUCAGGCUAGACUCCUGGAGCAAAGGAGGAGUCGUGCUAUUGGGUGAUGCAGCCUAUUGUCCUACAGCAACUACGGGAAUGGGAACAACCUCCAGUCUCGUCGGAGCCUACGUUUUAGCCGGAGAAAUCCAAGAUCACAUCAGUCGUGUCGGUGCCUCCAAGGAAAUGCUUCCUCUAGCUUUGGCUAGUUAUGAGAAGCGAUUCCGCCCCUUCAUCGACACAGUCCAGGAUGGCAUUGAGAAGGACAAAACCUACUGGCACAAGAUGCCAUCGAGCACUUUUGUCCUUGCUAUCCUUAACUUCUUCUUAGCUGCUGCAGCUUUCUUCAAAUUGGACGUACUUGCUAAGAAUAUUAUGAAGGAGGAUACAGGUAGUUGGGAACUCCCUGAUUAUAAGGGGAUGGACCUUCGGUAG
This is a messenger RNA of Fusarium venenatum, 1257 nucleotides long. RefSeq lists its product as uncharacterized. The record is from RefSeq and is a predicted model, not a curated record. Gene Ontology annotation, molecular function: FAD binding. Lineage: Eukaryota; Fungi; Ascomycota; Sordariomycetes; Hypocreales; Nectriaceae.